UGUCUUCCUGUCCACAGAGGAGCAGUAAAGAUUAUUUUACAGAGCCAAAGAUAAGUUAGAAAGCGGAAGGUUAAGGAGUUGCGAAUGUCAGACUGUAGCAUGGUGGCUUGAGGUUUUUAGUAAUCUGUAGUAAAAUGUCAGGGUGUAAUUUAUUUAGGAUACUGACCUUAACAAAAUGCACCACAACCAACACUACAGCAGUUCUCUGCAGGACGAACGUGUUAAACAGAACACAGACAUUUGGAUAUGCGAAAAAAGUUGCGGCCAAAGGAAAAGGCAAAGGCAUAAUGAAAGAGGAGCUGAAAGGUCCAGAAGUGUGUAAGGACCCCAUCAGACUUACAACUUAUGCAGUAGGAGUUAACAUCUUCAAGCAAGGAGAAGAUCCUAAAUUGAAGCCUCUGGAGGAAUACCCAGAGUGGUUGUUCCAGUUUAACCUGGGAGAAGCAAAAAAGCUGCAUGAGCUGGAGCCGGACACUUGGGAGUAUUGGAAGCGUCUGAGGAAGGAAAACAUUUGGCGUGCCAACAGACUGCAUAAAGGGAAGUCGCUUUAGGUCUUCACCGGUCUGACAGCUGUCACUUUCCUGUCUGGACUGGACUGGAUUACCAUGACAUGAUAUAGUUGUUGUUGUUCAGAGCCCAUGUGAAGUUCCUGAAUGAAAAGCCGUUAGACCAGCUCCUGGCCACUUGCCGAAAAACCUAGAUUCAGAAACAGGAGUUGACAAAAUAUUCUCACUGCAAGGUCCAAUUAGUAGCCAUUGUUGUAGGUCAGAUUUACUUUUCACUUUUCAAAUUCACAUGUCACUGUUUUUUGUCAGUUAUUUUUAAUAAAUGUGAAUGAAUAUUCAACA
This is a messenger RNA of Monopterus albus (swamp eel), 848 nucleotides long. It is a transcript of the gene mrpl54, whose product is annotated as mitochondrial ribosomal protein L54. The transcript has 3 exons. Gene Ontology annotation, molecular function: structural constituent of ribosome. Gene Ontology annotation, cellular component: mitochondrial large ribosomal subunit. The record is from RefSeq and is a predicted model, not a curated record. Bases 135 to 551 code for a protein of 138 amino acids. Lineage: Eukaryota; Metazoa; Chordata; Actinopteri; Synbranchiformes; Synbranchidae.